UUCGCUGGCGAAAUGGUACGUCCCACAGCUUUUCCUCCUCCCCGUUGCUUAGCGCGCGCUCUGAUUGGUCCCGCCGCCCCGCAGUCGACGCCGCUGCCGCCAGAGUCGGUCAGUCAGCGAAGGAAGCGAGCGACGAGCUGGUCGCUCGGCGGCCACUUUCUCCCGCCUUUGCCGUUUCGUCCACGGCCUCUUUGGCUUGCAAUGGCCUCGGAUUCUGGAAGUUUCAGCCAUUCUGGCGGUCAGCAGCAGAGCUAUACAGGGUAUGGCAGCCAAGGAAAUCAGAACUUUGGACAACCGCCACAGGCUUACCCUGGCUACGAGCAGAGCGGGGAGAGUUCCUCAUAUGGGCAAGGGUACGGAAGCUAUCAAGGCAACUACGGACAAACCCAGACAGGUUAUGGGCAAAGUGGCCAGCAAGGUUAUGGCGGUUAUGAAAAUCAGAACCCGAGCUCCUACGGCCAGGAGUCCUACGGCAAUCAGGGGCAACAGAAAGAUUCAUCAGGAGGCGGGAGACCCCCAUACGACCAGAAGCCCAGCUAUGGACAACAACAAGGUUCGUACGACCAACCUUCAGGUUAUGGUCAACAGCAAGGGUCCUACGACCAACAGUCGGGUUACAGCCAGCAGCAAAGGCCGUUCGACCAGCAGUCCGGCUAUGGCCAACAGGGACAGCAGCAAAGCUCAUAUGACCAGCAGUCAGGGCAAAACCGAGAUUCCUACGACCAGCAGCAGCAGCAGGGCUAUGGUCAGCCGCCAGGCUCUUACGGCCAAAAGUCAAGCUAUGGCCAGCAACAAGGAUCGUACGGCCAGAACCAGCCAUCCUACCAGUUACAGCAGAAGGAAAGUUAUGAACAUAACAUGCAGGAUGAUCGCCGUGAAAAGAGCAGGUACGGAGAAGACAGCAGAGGUUAUGGCGGGCCACGAGGAGGUGGAAGCAGGUUCGAUUCCGACAGCAGAGGUCCAAUGUCUGGGAUGAGUGGUGGUGACCGAGGGGGCUCCAAAAAUUUUGGUGGUCAAAGGGAUUACGGUCCAAAGUCAGAUGCUGAUUCGGAAUCUGAUAACUCUGACAACAACACCAUCUUUGUGCAAGGACUCGGAGAUGAUGUUUCAGCCGAUCAAGUGGCUGAGUAUUUCAAGCAAAUAGGUAUUAUUAAGACUAAUAAAAAGACAGGCAAGCUUAUGAUAAACCUCUACACAGACAAGGAUACUGGCAAGCCAAAGGGGGAAGCAACAGUGUCUUUUGAUGAUCCUCCUUCUGCUAAGGCAGCAAUUGACUGGUUUGAUGGAAAGGAAUUCAAUGGCAGUGUUAUCAAGGUUUCUUUUGCAACGAGACGGCCUGAAUUCAUUCGAGGAGGCGGAGGAGGUGGUGGUGGUGGUGGACGCCGAGGUUCGCGAGGAGGGGGCUUUGGAAGAGGUGGGGGCUUCCGAGGCCAAGGCGGAGAACCCAAGAGUGGAGACUGGGUUUGCCCGAAUCCGACUUGCGGUAACAUGAAUUUUGCCCGCCGGAAUUCCUGCAAUCAGUGUAACGAGCCUAGGCCGGAAGACUCUCGUCCCCCGGGAGGAGGAGACUUCCGUGGCAGAGGUGGCUUUGGUGGCGAUAGGGGGUUCCGAGGCCGUGGUGGCCGAGGCGGCUUUGGUGGCAAAAUGGGAGGAAGGAACGAUUUCAGAAGCGAUCAGCGUAACAGGCCCUACUAGAAAUAGCCUCGGAUGUCCUCUUCAUCUCUCAAAUGGCUUUUUUGUCGGUGAAAUUUGCCAGGUUUCGCCUGCUGCUUGAUACCCUGUGGCCUCUUCUGGAUAGUGGAAUGAGAAAUGUGAAAAUGGCUUUUUAUUUUGGUGGGAGGGGGCUGGGGUCAGAGGCCUUUUUCAUCUCUCUUAUUUUUUAAAGCAAGUCCAUUGAAAUUUCAUCUUUAAUUUCCAACAUUCCCCUCUCCGGUACACAAUACCCCCAAUACCCCACCUCACCCCUCCGCCAACUUAAUUCUUCCGUAGCCUCAGAAAGAAGGAAUUAAAUUGUAAAAUAUUUGCCA
This is a messenger RNA of Gekko japonicus, 2027 nucleotides long. RefSeq names its product TATA-box binding protein associated factor 15 (gene TAF15). The coding region runs from base 13 to 1695 and encodes 560 amino acids. Lineage: Eukaryota; Metazoa; Chordata; Lepidosauria; Squamata; Gekkonidae. The record is from RefSeq and is a predicted model, not a curated record. The transcript has 16 exons. Gene Ontology annotation, cellular component: nucleus. Gene Ontology annotation, molecular function: RNA binding; transcription coregulator activity. Gene Ontology annotation, biological process: regulation of DNA-templated transcription.